Molecule: messenger RNA, 401 nt
Organism: Neopelma chrysocephalum (saffron-crested tyrant-manakin)
Lineage: Eukaryota; Metazoa; Chordata; Aves; Passeriformes; Pipridae
Product: otoferlin-like
Exons: 3
Biological process (GO): plasma membrane organization; synaptic vesicle priming
Cellular component (GO): synaptic vesicle membrane; presynaptic active zone membrane
Molecular function (GO): AP-2 adaptor complex binding; calcium ion binding
Source: RefSeq, a predicted model, not a curated record
GUGUUCAACAAAGAGCUGGAGUCGGAGUUUGACAACUUCGAGGACUGGCUGCACACCUUCAACCUGCUCCGGGGCAAGAUCGGGGACAACGACGACACGGCCACGGAGGAGGAGCGGAUCGUGGGCAGGUUCAAGGGCUCCCUGUGUGUGUACAAGGUGCCACUGCCCGAGGAUGUCACCAGGGAGGUGGGACAUGACCCCACCCUUGGGAUGUUCCAGGGGAUCCCCAGCAACGACCCCGUCAACGUCCUGGUCCGGGUCUACAUCGUCAGGGCCACGGACCUUCACCCCGCCGACAUCAACGGCAAGGCCGACCCCUACAUCGCCAUCCGGCUGGGCAAGACCGACAUCAAGGACAAGGAGAACUACAUCUCCAAGCAGCUCAACCCCGUCUUUGGGAA